GGUGCAAUGAUAAUGUGGCAUCACUGGGUAGCACAGCAGGGGUAGCUGAAACACACAAAGGACCCAGGCCAGGAAUUGCUUUAAAAGUCCUCAGGAAGCAGAGGCUGUGUCAUUCCUUUCAGAUAGGUCACAAGGAACUGAUCCUCUGUUGUUCAAGGACAGGCUGUCAGCCAGAAAGCAACCAGAAGGAUCUGCUACUCAGAGGCAGCUUAGAGGAAUCAGCCUUUCUUAGGAAGAUUUGCAGCCUGCUCGGGCUCUGUUGUUGUGGAAUAUACCAUCCUGCCCCUGCAGUUUAGCCUUGUACAGAUAUAUUAAUCUCUUUUUGCUAGGAGGGAAAAAAAAACUUUGUACUUUUGAAGAGCCAGAAAGCAUCACUUUGGAAGUAUUCUUUGAAAUAAAAUAUCUGCAGAAGUCGGAGCACGUGGACUACUAAGCUCGAUCAGAUAAAGAACUUUUCUUGGAAAUAAUCACCGUGAUUGAAAACCUCAAGGGUCCUCGAUGCACCUGCACAGUCCUUCCCUGAUGGCUGACGGAAGCUUCUCUCUGUCUGGACAUCUGCUCAGGAGCCCAGGAGGGAACCCGUCCAGGCUGCACAGCAUAGAGGCCAUCUUGGGGUUUUCCAAAGAGGAUAGUGUCCUGGGCUCAUUUCAGACUGAGGUCAGUCCCAGAAAUGCCAAAGAAGUGGACAAGAGGAGCUCUCGACACUGUCUACACAAAAUGACGGAAGAAAUUCAUCCCCAACAAGAGCAUUUAGAAGAUGGGCAGAGUGAUGGCUAUGGAGAUCCAUACUCAGGAAAGACCUCAAGUGAGUGCCUGAGCCCAGGCUUGUCCACCUCCAACAACAGUGACAAUAAACUCUCCGAUGAUGAACAACAGCCCAAGAAGAAACACAGACGGAACCGGACAACAUUCACAACUUACCAACUACACGAGCUGGAGAGGGCGUUCGAGAAGUCCCACUACCCCGACGUCUACAGCCGAGAAGAGCUGGCUAUGAAAGUAAACUUGCCCGAGGUCAGGGUGCAGGUAUGGUUUCAGAACAGGAGAGCCAAAUGGAGGAGGCAAGAGAAACUAGAGGUGACUUCUAUGAAACUUCAAGAUUCCCCGAUACUUUCAUUUAACAGGUCACCUCAACCUUCUGCCAUGAGUGCCAUCAGCAGCAGUCUUCCACUGGACUCCUGGCUCACCCCAUCUAUAUCCAACAGCACAGCCCUGCAGAGCUUACCGGGGUUUGUCACCAGCCCACCAAGCCUUCCAGGCAGUUACACCCCUCCACCAUUUAUCAACCCGGCAUCUGUGGGUCAUGCUCUCCAACCUUUAGGAGCCAUGGGACCACCUCCUCCUUACCAGUGUGGGGCAAGCUUCGUAGACAAGUAUCCACUGGAAGAAGCAGACCCCAGAAAUAACAGCAUAGCCUCUCUGAGGAUGAAAGCAAAGGAACACAUCCAGUCUAUUGGCAAGCCUUGGCAAACCAUAUGAAUAUAGCAUAGGGCAGCCACCAUGCUCUGGGAGAACAUUCCAACAAACUCCAUAUGGGAGAGACUUUUUUUCCCUGAUGGCAAGCACAUUAUGGACCAAUUUCCUAGAAUUGUGUGGCUUUAAGACUGUGGAGUUUGCCAGUUUUGUUGGACUAACGUUAUGUCCUGUAUACAAAUGUAAAUUAUAGUUAGUAUUCAUUAGCAGACAUAAAGGAGUCUGCCUAAAGACUCAAUGAGAAUUCUCCAGUUGCUUUUCACUAUUUAUUUACCAACUUGAAGCCAGGGGUCUUGGUAUCAUGGUAUGUGCCGGGCAGAGCUGUUCUGUAGGGGUCGGAAUGGAGAAUAACAAUACCAGGGACCUGUGCAUGGUGGGAGGAUAGCACCGAGCAGCAACCAGCAGUAGGUAUAGUAGGGCAAGAUGGUGGCCAUAGGACACAACUUAUACAUUAUAUAAUGGGGCCUAGCUUUCCCAAAACAAUGCCACUACUAAAGACAUGGCGCCAUGAUGAGUUGCAGUUUAACAACAAGCUGCAGAUCCCUGCAUUUAGCAUUGGCAAUUUCAUUUAUAUCUACAGGUCUGGACCGAGAUUCAAGAUAGGCCCUGGUAGUCCAAGUACACAUAAGGCCCAAACAGCCCAAUAAAUAUUGACUCUUUUUGGGCAUUUGCCAGAAUCCACAGAUUGCCAGUCCGGCCCUGCGUAUCUACCCCUGAGUAUUACUAUUUUUCUCCAAGAGAGGAUACUGUAUUUCACUAUAACUUGUGAUAUAUUUUACCAAAUAAAUCUCCUAAGGUAUCAUAGGGUAAUAGCAUAUAGGGUGUAACCCUGUCAAAUAGCAUUGGAUGCACCAAUUCAUUCUUCAUCUCACUCAAAGCCGGUGUUUGGGUGGUGCUACAGUUUAGUAUUGGAACUGAUUUGCCCUCAAACAAUAAGAAGGUGCAGCAAUUGGGGGGUAGUGAGUAUCAUAAGGCAAGUUUCAGGGGAAUUGGGCAACUGGAUUUAAUCAUCUAAGGAAAGAACAAAUCUCAAAUGUUUCUACUUUUUGUGACAUUGAAUACCUUCAAUUUGGGGAUAUCCUGACUUUAGUCCCCAAGUACCCAAAUCUUCUUUUCUUCCAUUAAACUGCACGGAUUUGCCUUUCCUUGGGACUAUGAACCAAUGCACAUUCAUGUAACCAUAACAACACCGACCCAAUACAGCACCGAAAUCCCGUCUAGACAAUAUUUUUUGUAAAUAAAGUUGUACAGAAGAAAAUAAAAGAUUUUUUACGUAAACCUUU
Molecule: messenger RNA, 2756 nt
Organism: Xenopus tropicalis (tropical clawed frog)
Lineage: Eukaryota; Metazoa; Chordata; Amphibia; Anura; Pipidae
Gene: rax
Product: retina and anterior neural fold homeobox
Exons: 3
Coding region: 499-1479 (326 amino acids)
Biological process (GO): regulation of DNA-templated transcription; positive regulation of transcription by RNA polymerase II
Cellular component (GO): nucleus
Molecular function (GO): DNA binding; DNA-binding transcription factor activity, RNA polymerase II-specific
Source: RefSeq, a predicted model, not a curated record